Molecule: messenger RNA, 432 nt
Organism: Callorhinus ursinus (northern fur seal)
Lineage: Eukaryota; Metazoa; Chordata; Mammalia; Carnivora; Otariidae
Product: histone H2B type 1-K
Cellular component (GO): nucleosome
Molecular function (GO): DNA binding; structural constituent of chromatin; protein heterodimerization activity
Source: RefSeq, a predicted model, not a curated record
GUCAGAAGAAAGCGCAGUCAGGAUGCCUGAACCCGCCAAGUCGGCUCCGGCCCCAAAGAAGGGCUCUAAGAAGGCGGUGACCAAGGCGCAGAAGAAGGACGGCAAGAAGCGCAAGCGCAGCCGCAAGGAGAGCUACUCGGUGUACGUGUACAAGGUGCUGAAGCAGGUGCACCCCGACACCGGCAUCUCGUCCAAGGCCAUGGGCAUCAUGAACUCGUUCGUCAACGACAUCUUCGAGCGCAUCGCGGGCGAGGCGUCCCGCCUGGCGCAUUACAACAAGCGCUCGACCAUCACGUCCCGGGAGAUCCAGACGGCCGUGCGCCUGCUGCUGCCCGGGGAGCUGGCCAAGCACGCCGUGUCCGAGGGCACCAAAGCCGUCACCAAGUACACCAGCGCCAAGUAAACUUGCCAAGUAAGCGUGCUUAAACUUAA